AUGGUUGGAGGGACUUGGAAGUUGCUUGUAAAUGAUGGAAAUCACAAUCAUGAUUUCCCUGCAUAUAAUGUGGGUCAUUCAAUAAUUAGUAGGUUGACUAAUGAUGAGAAGAAUAAAACAAAGAAGAUGACUCGAGCUCAUGUGACGCCUUCACAGAUUUUGGUGUCUAUAAAGAAUGAAAGUAAGGAAAACUUAACCACAGUGAAACAAAUAUACAACUUUCGGCACAAAAUAAGGAACGAAGAAAUGGAUGGUCGGUCAGUUAUGCAACAAACUCUAAAGUAUUUGAAUGAUGAAUCUUACUUUUAUUGGUAUCGAGCACACCAGUUGGAUGUGUUCCGACUGGAAAAAAAUUUCGUUGCUGGAUUUGCAUUUCUCCAAGAUGAGAAAAAGGACAGUUUUGAAUGGGCACUUCGGUGUGUGAGAGCUCUUUUUGAUCCUGAUCAUAUGCCAGAAGUUAUUGUUACUGAUAGGGAGUAUGCUUUAAUACAUGCGAUUGAUGAUGUAUUUUCCAAGAGUCAACAUAUGUUGUGUAUACGUCAUAUUGUUAAAAAUGUGGAAGCUAGGGUGAAACUUGAUACUAGGAGUGCUCUAUUUGCGUCAGGAUUUCUGAGACAGAAGCUGAGUAUGAAGCAAACGGUUGAAAGUUCUCAUAAUGCUUUGAAGAGGUUUUUGAAGACAUCUACGGGGAGUUUGGAUACAAUUUGGAAAAGGUUGUAUUCCUUGUUAGAGCUACAAGAAAAUGAGAUUCAAGCCAACUUUGUUAGGUUUGAGAACAUUGAUCUUCAUAUUAUUGUUCUACAUCUUCUGAGUCAGUUGAAAGGUGCAGAUGGUAAUUGUGGUUAUAGAUCAAUGGCACAUCAAAUUUAUGGGUCAGAAGACCAGUGGAGAAGAAUACAAAUUGGUACUAUGACAUAUUUUCCAUUAUAUGUACCAGAAGGCUUCACAACCACGGAAAAACUUAUUGGAGUUGCAUUUCUAAGAUCUUGUGUACACUUUGUUUCUGUUUCUUUGGUGAAUGAGUGCCCUGUUCCAGAGUUUUGGGGAGCUUGGUUUAACUUUCACGAUGGUACUGUACAAGGAUGGGAUGCUCCGUUUUAUCCCAGAAUCGAUAGAUGGAAGUUGUUGCGUGGCUAA
Messenger RNA from Spinacia oleracea (spinach), 1137 nucleotides. RefSeq lists its product as uncharacterized. The record is from RefSeq and is a predicted model, not a curated record. The transcript is spliced from 6 exons. Bases 1 to 1137 code for a protein of 378 amino acids. NCBI's taxonomy places the organism in Eukaryota, Viridiplantae, Streptophyta, Magnoliopsida, Caryophyllales, Amaranthaceae.